This is a messenger RNA of Polistes canadensis, 2831 nucleotides long. RefSeq names its product probable basic-leucine zipper transcription factor Q (gene ssp6). Bases 392 to 2341 code for a protein of 649 amino acids. The record is from RefSeq and is a predicted model, not a curated record. Gene Ontology annotation, molecular function: protein binding. Lineage: Eukaryota; Metazoa; Arthropoda; Insecta; Hymenoptera; Vespidae. The transcript is spliced from 7 exons.
UACUAGAGUGCGGUUUAAAUAGUAUAGGUUCGCUUCGAUAGAUUUAACAUAAGUGACUACACUAACCUUUCUAUUUUCAAUCUUUAACUCACCGAUUUUUCUUUUUAUGGGACAUAAUUGUUUCCCUAUACAUUUGUGCGAUGGGACAUUUUGGAAAACCUCACCGAUAAUAGGAGAUCUGGAGACCGGCUCGAAAAGGGGGUGGAUAGACCGAUAUAUUCGAGCAGGCGCACUAAAGGUGCUAGAGGUGGUGGAGGAGUCCGGGGGUUCGGGGAUGGAGGAUGAAGCUGAGAGUACAAACCGCAUAUAUAAUCCAGUGUAACGCGCGUUUACCUCGGCCAGAGAGAACUCUACUCGGAACGAGUAUAAAAACGAACGUAAAAAUCGAGCGAUGAACAACGGUUCUCCACAGAAUUCCGAUACAGCUGCCCAGCAACAUCGAAGCGGCGUUGACAACAGCGAUGAAGAGGAAUGGAGUGGUGUUGUCGAAUGUGCUGUACUGGAACGAUCCAAGUCGGAUCGUGUGACAAGGGUGGAUGAGGAUAGGAGACGCCGUACCAUUAUCGUGGAAAAGAAAAAUGGCACGUAUGGUUUCACGUUACAGAGUUAUGGUAUACAUUAUAAGAGAGAACAUGAGAUAGAAAUGAUCACUUAUGUUGAUUACAUCGAAUACGAUGGGCCUGCAUUCAAAGCAGGUAUGAGAGAAGGUGAUGUUAUACUUUCCAUAAAUGGUCAUGAAAUGGAUCGAGCCGAUCACACUACUCUCGUUAAUUUUAUAAAGAACUGUGAUACCAGAAUGAGAAUGGUCGUGUCAUUUGAAGACUGUGUAAGAAAGGUACAAUUACAUAUGCGUUACUUAGAGCUACAACGUGCUCUUCAGUUACGUUUAGGUGAACUUGAAAGAUUAUGCGAAAGAGAACGUUCCAUAUUAAUGGGUCGAUGGAAAACCCAUUCACUUCCAGCACGUAAAAGAACACCCAGUAGUAUUAUAACGAGUAAUCCUAAUCAACCAUCACCAUCUUCGAGUUUUAAUUCGUCAACUAUUCAAUGUUGUCGGCCUGCAACAUCUACGGAACAUCUUUUACUUUAUAAUUUGUUUGGCGAUGGCCGACCAUGUUUGAUACCACGUGCAGCUUGUUUGGUAACGGUAGGGCCACCACGUUCUCGAAGCGAUCAUCAUCAGUUUCUUUCAAAGAUGCCUAGUGAAUCUGGUGCAUCCACUUCGUCGCGUCAUAGUUAUCAUCAAGCAAAUGGUAUGAGCGGUACUCCAGCGAAAAUGAAAUCACACAAAUCUUGUCAACAGCAACAAAAUUCGUCGACGAGUGGAGAUGUAUUAGCGGUUCAUCAUUCUCAACAAAAUAGUCUCUGCGUAGCUUGUAUCUCAAGUGCCAAUCGUCGUCGAGAACAAUCGGAUACUGGUAGUUUGGAUGCAUAUGAUCUAGCUAGUCCCUGCUGCGAUCCAAAUUGUGUCCCAAGCCGCAGAAGACGUGAGAAACAACGUCGAGCUAGAAAUGAACAAAAUCAUCUUCAGCAACAACAUUUGCAGCAGCAGCAGCAACAACAACAACAACAACAACAGCAGCAGCAGCAGCAGCAACAACAGCAACAACAGCAACAACAACAACAACAUACAGCACAAGCUCAACGAGAACAGCAGCAGCAACAACAAGGACAACAACAACAGCAGCAACAGCAACAGCAACAACAGCAGCAACAACAUGGUACGCACAAUUGCUCCAGGUCUUCUGGCCAUAGUCUUCAUUCCAUUACUAGCAGCGACGUAUCAACUACCGCUGAUAGCGUGGCUUCUUGUUCUACGAGUUUAAGUACAGACACUCUUUAUUGGGAUCCAAAUGUUCAUCAAAGACCACCACCGUGCCUUCAAUAUGCCAAACCCAAGUCAUGGGAUAAUUUAACGACAAAAGCUUUCGGUGGAUACGGAUUUGGUUAUGGGUAUCUCGAUACAGCUACAAUAAAGACUUAUAGCGCUGAAAGACCUGGAAAAGGAGGUCAUGGACGUGCUAAAACACCUACGGGUACGGUACACAGAAGAAUAAAUAACAAUACGUCUUAUUCCACUGGUAAUACUCGACAUUUUCAACCUACUAAAUCUACCGAAAGUCUUCUCAUUCCACCUCCUUAUCAAAACGAGUUAGACGGUAGUAUAAGCUGUGAAUGUUUAGACGAACCAAGCCCAAGAUUUUUACCAGUUGUUCAAUUGGAAAAACAUAAAGAAUCCGGCUACGUCGCUACUAAUCACGCUCAAAUCAGACAUCGACGUUCUAGUCACUCUGAAGGAAAGCUCAGAGCGAUUAACAGUUCCGAAGUAACUCGUUUGUGAAUUUAUUUCUUUCUAGAUUUCUAUAUAUCCUGGAAUAUUAUGUAAAAUGAGCGUUGUAUCAUAUCCGUGGGGUGGUCUUUUCUGCUCUUACCAAUCAAUCUUUUCUAUAAAAGCUUGUAUUUGUGUUUUCCGAGAAUAAGUUUGAAAUUUGACGAAGAAACGUUCCGUCUUCUAGACACCUGAUUAUACAUGAAAGAAUUUCAUCAAAUUAGGAUUAUUGAAAUGUAGGUUUGAAGUGGAAAUUGAAAUGAAAAAUAUUUCUCGUCGAAUAAUUAGGUGUUGAAGAUGAUUACUCAGUUAUACCAAAGACGAGACUAUAAUAUUGCUCUAUAAUGAAAGAAAUGCACAACUGCACUUGGAAUUGUCUCCUUGAUCUACGUAGAAACUAAAAAAGUUUGAUAAAUUUUUUAAGGGCGCGCCAAUUAAUAGCAAACAGUUUAAUACAUUAGAUAACCACUUCCAUGGACAACACAAAUAAAUAUUAUAAAUA